Rattus rattus (black rat) is the source of this 2011-nucleotide messenger RNA. It is a transcript of the gene Slc30a7, whose product is annotated as solute carrier family 30 member 7. Gene Ontology annotation, biological process: zinc ion transport; intracellular zinc ion homeostasis; transmembrane transport. Gene Ontology annotation, cellular component: Golgi apparatus; membrane. Gene Ontology annotation, molecular function: zinc ion transmembrane transporter activity. The record is from RefSeq and is a predicted model, not a curated record. The transcript has 11 exons. Lineage: Eukaryota; Metazoa; Chordata; Mammalia; Rodentia; Muridae. Bases 165 to 1301 code for a protein of 378 amino acids.
GUCCUCGAAUUCCCGGGUGUGUGUCUGUGUCUGUGUCUCGCGGCGGUGCCGCGGCCGUCAAGCACUUUGGGGUCCGCGUCUGAAUCGUCUCUGCUGUCACUGCCGCCACCAUACCGAGUCACUUCUAGAGGGACAGAGACCCGGCCUUUCGCCGGGUGGAGAAGAUGUUGCCCCUGUCCAUCAAGGAUGAUGAAUACAAGCCACCCAAGUUCAAUCUGUUCGGCAAGAUUUCAGGCUGGUUUAGGUCCAUCCUGUCUGACAAGACAUCCCGGAACCUGUUUUUCUUCCUGUGCCUGAACCUCUCUUUCGCUUUUGUGGAACUACUCUACGGCAUCUGGAGCAACUGCCUAGGUUUGAUCUCCGACUCGUUCCACAUGUUUUUUGAUAGUACUGCCAUAUUGGCUGGAUUGGCAGCUUCUGUUAUUUCCAAGUGGAGAGAUAAUGACGCUUUCUCUUAUGGGUAUGUUAGAGCGGAAGUCCUGGCUGGCUUUGUCAAUGGGCUGUUUUUGAUCUUCACUGCUUUCUUUAUUUUCUCAGAAGGCGUUGAGAGAGCAUUGGCUCCUCCAGAUGUACACCACGAGAGACUGCUGCUUGUUUCGAUUCUUGGAUUUGUGGUAAACCUAGUAGGAAUAUUUGUUUUCAAUCAUGGAGGUCACGGACAUUCUCACGGCUCUGGCCAUGGACACAGUCAUUCCCUCUUUAAUGGUGCUCUAGAUCACAGCCAUGGCCAUGAAGACCAUUGCCACAGUCACGGAGCCAAACAUGGAGGUGCGCACAGCCAUGACCAUGACCAUGCUCACGGACAUGGGCACUUGCAUUCCCACGAUGGCCCAUCCUUCAAAGAAACAGCAGGACCCAGCAGACAGAUUUUACAAGGUGUAUUUUUACACAUUCUGGCAGAUACACUUGGGAGUAUUGGUGUAAUUGCCUCCGCCAUCAUGAUGCAGAAUUUCGGGUUGAUGAUAGCAGAUCCUAUCUGUUCGAUUCUUAUAGCCAUUCUUAUAGUUGUAAGUGUUAUUCCACUUUUAAGAGAGUCUAUUGGAAUAUUAAUGCAAAGAACUCCUCCCUCGUUGGAAAAUGUGCUUCCCCAGUGCUAUCAGAGGGUGCAACAGUUACAAGGAGUUUACAACUUGCAAGAACAGCACUUCUGGACACUCUGUUCUGAUGUUUACGUUGGAACCUUGAAGCUUGUAGUAGCCCCUGAUGCAGACGCCAGGUGGAUCUUGAGCCAAACACAUAAUAUUUUUACUCAGGCUGGAGUGAGACAGCUUUAUGUACAGAUUGACUUUGCGGCAAUGUAGUCAAAGAAAGGAAAUUGAUGGAGGACCAAACUUUCCAGUACUGUACAAUCCAAGGCAUUGUACUACCCAGUGCUCUGCGGCAGACGUGACCACUGCAGCUGGGAAGCACCAAGUACACAGGUAGAGCCAGCCGUGUGCUCGGGGGUCACAGCCAAUCCGCCCAGACCUGCCUGUGUGCUUUUCCCUUCAAGCCAUUCUGACUGCUGAGGUUUCUGGGUUCGUUCUAGGGUACUGGGUUAUCUCUCCCCCUGGGGGUUCUCGCUGAUCACUUCACCCCAUCCUUCUCACCCCACCCAGCCAGUGAGAAAUUCAGACCGGAGGCCUUCACCCUUCUGAAUGUCUUCACUAAAGCUGCUGGAAACCACUGCUUUUAUUCCCAUAAAACCAGUGUUGUUUUUACAAAAAGAAGUCUGUUUUCUAUGUGAUGUCACAGUUGCUGACGUUCUUCAGUGUAAUCAUACGUUUGUAAAAAUUGUUUGUACCUUGCAAACUUACAAACCAAACCAUAUUGGGUUUUCAAAGUGCCUUUGUAUCAGAAAUAUAUUUGCCAGCAUAGAAAUAUACCAACAAAGGUCAUAUGUAUGUUUUUUUUUUAAAAAGGAUAUUCUGUAAUUUGUAUAAAAUAAGACUUGCUAAUAACAUACAUAAUUGUCUUUGUGUAUUUCCAACAUAGAUUUAAAUAUAUUAAAUUUUUGUCUUGUGAAAAAUGA